CGUCGCGAGCCCCUCUCUCUCUCUCUCUCGCUUUCUCUCUGAGCGGGGCUCUCUCCUCUCGCUCCCUUUCGCGCUCCGAUCUCGGCCACCGCUAUAAAAGCCCCCACGUCCUCCACGCUCUCAUUUUUUUUCCCAAGCCAUUCCCGUUUCCUCUCUCCGCCUCCUCCUCGACCGUGAAAUUUCCGGCGUUGCCUCUCCUUUCGGUUCUGUUGAGCCGCCGCCCUUACGAUCUCGGACUCCGGCGACUCAUCCGGCGAUCGCUGAAGCUUCUCCGGUACAUCUGCUUCUUUCCUUGUCGCUCCUUCCUCUUAUUGUUUCGUCCUUUUGGACCAUCCUCCGAAGAGGAUCACGGACCUUUUUGUAAUGUGCUUUUCAUCAUAUUGCUGAUGCCAUUACCAAAAUCAAGAUCUUCAUCUGACAUGACAAAGCCAGAGCAGAAGGUUUGCAAACCUGAGAAGGAAGGACAUGAUCCUUUUGACAAUAUUAUCCGACAGACAAUAGGAAAAGAACCCUUUAUGUCAUUUUCAAGGGCUGGUGAGAAUCAUGUUCAGUGGAUACAGUUAUUGCAUGCUCUAGAUCAACAAGGAACUAACAAGCUCUCUAAGGGCUCAAAGGCUGUAAAUGUGGUUGUUGGGAAAGACUGGAUUCAGGAACCAUGCAAUGGCGUCAGCUUGCUCUCAUCUGAAACGAAUGGGUUUAAGGAUUCCAUGCACUCAAAAGCAACAGGAACUGUAAAAGGAGCAAAACUUCCUUCUGAACACAUUCAUCAUCACAAAAUUCCUGAAAUUGUCGCCUUCACAGCUGCAAAGGCAAACGGUGAGAGUGAAAAAUAUUUUCCAGGGUGGCCCUUGUCAUUACCUUCAAAAGUGCAAAUGCAAAAAUGUGAAAAGUGUUCAAGGGAGUUCUGUUCAACAAUCAACUAUAGAAGACACAUCCGCAUACAUCGUCGUUCUUUAAACAUUGAUAAGGACUCGUCGAAGAACAGAGACUACUUGAGUGCAUUCUGGGAUAAGCUAUCUUUCGAUGGGGCAAUGGAAAUUGUUUCAUUCAAGGACGUUUUGCUGGAGGAGGUGACUGGAUCAUCUAUCAUAAAAACUUUGACUGGGUUUGUGAGAAAACCUGGUUUCACAUCUCUACCACAAGCAUAUAUGAAAGCUGGUUCUGCACUUCUUGAUAUAAUCCAAGCAAGACCUUCUAAGUUGCCUAUUUCUUCAAAGGAGUUGUUUGCCAUACUUGAUGAUGCCAGUGAAAGGACAUUCUUGUGUGCUGGUACAGCUGUUUCCCUGCGAAAGUUUGUGUUUGAUGGAGAAGCUGCAAAGAUUGGCCUAGAGCCUAGAAAUAUUGUUGCAUGUACUAGCUUCCUUAUUGAACAAAGGCUGGUUACAGCUUGGCUAGCUGAUAAAGAUGCUGAAGCUCUAAGAUGUCAAAAACUUCUUGUUGAAGAAGAAGAAGCAGCUCAGAAAAGGCAAGCUGAGCUCUUGGAGAAGAGAAGGCUGAAGAAAUUGAGGCACAGAGAACAAAGGGUGAAGGAUCAUGCUGAGGAAGAUACAUCAAAUGUUAAGGAUGUUUUUUUGCUGGACCUAGCUAAGGAUUCAUCUUCUCUAAUAGAAACACCGUCUUUGGCAGUUUCUAAUAUAGUUGACCAUGAAGGUGCCGAGUCUACAUGUAAUUCCACUUCUCCAGCUGAACCUGCCAUAUUGACAGAUGCAGAAGGUGCACAGAAUGGAGCAACUGGUGGUCAUGUUACAGGCUCUGGUGAUAUGGGGGCAAACUAUUUUCAUGACUCGAUAGGUGCAACUACUCUGUCAACAGGUGCAGAUGGAGACAAUGAUAGACCCAACGAUGGAGACAUUACAGGAUCAGUUGAAACAAACACAAGCCACUUGGAUGAUCCUGCCAGUGAGGAUCCAUAUGAUUUUCAUGGUACAGACGUUAAGGCACCAUAUGUUUCUGGCAAGCGGUAUUUGAACAUGGCUCGCCGCCAAGCCAUUAGGCAACCACGAUAUGUGCCUAAUGUGUUAACUUCAGGUCCUGAAAAUGGAUCUGUUUCCAAGUCGGUCAGCAUCCAGAAACAUGGUGUCUUCAAGGAUCAAAGAGUGACUUCACAAACAAAUAGUCAUAAGGUGUGGACCAGGAAAUUGAAGGUGGAAGAUGAUAGAGAUGAUAUAGACAAAGAAGGAAAGAGAGAAGUGCAUGAACUGCGGGAGCAGAAAAAGGAUUGUGAGGUUCUGAUUGGCUCUAUAUCAAUAGCACUCUCUGGAACUAAUGUGGCUAGGCAGGAUGGGGAUGACACUACUGCGGCAGCUGAACCACAACCACAGAACUGCAUUGAUACCAAUCAGUUGGGCCCACAACCAACUGGUAAUCAACUAGCUACAAAGAGGACUUCCUUGUCCGACAAAAAGGGCAAGUCAGACUCUGGUCAAACCCAUGUAGGCCAUUGCAAGGUGAAGCUCUGGAGGCCAGUUGGUAUAAUCACGAGCUGCAGAAAUGGAGGAACCAUGGAACAAAUAAGUAAUUUAUCCUGUGACAAUAGGGACACAGACUGUGGUGGUGUUGCAGAUAAGAUGGCAGAGAGCUGUACAGCAAUUGAAAACUGUUGCAGACUGCUUGAUACUGAGGAACAGAGAUUUCAUAAUGAUGAUAACUCCUCAGGUGCAGUGGUGGAGGCAGGUGCUGUAAACCAGAACGGUUCAAUGUCAUUCUCAAGCCAUGCUGCUCAGAUAUUCCUCAUUGAGAGAUGGAAAGAGGCAAUUUCUGGAGACCAUGUUACGGUUGUUAUUUCCCCUGAAAUGGAGGUCUCACUUACAUCAGUGAAUUCUCAGAGUACUGCAGAAUCAUCCCCAUUCGCUGACAGAGGGAACGACGAUCACAAACCCUGCUCUGAGGGCUUCGAACAUGCUGGGUUGAACCCCCUUGCCAGCACUGAGAACCGGUUGGCGAGUGCUGAGCUGCAUAAUAGUACAAAUAGUGCAUCAAAUUCCAGGCCAAGAUCAAAUUCUCUCAAGUCCAGCAAGCUGAAGUACAUCCCUAAGCAAAGAAAUGGCUUCCAUCAGUGACCAGUCUAUGGCCUCCUUAUCAUUCCAGGCAGAGGUUUUCUUUCCAAUUUUAAAGAAAGACUCUGUAUGUCUUUGUUCUCCUGCAAAUAGCUCCUUUCUUACGGCAUUUUCAUUGGGGGAAAGCAGUUAUUUCCUUUUCUAGGAUUUUUUUUCUUUCGCAAUCAAUGAUGCUAGCCUUCCUUUAGGAUCAUUAGUCAUUAGUUUGCUCCCCUCGUUUGAGAGAUAAAAGGGUCAGUUUUGUAUUUAGUCUAUCCUUUUCUGGGGCAAGUUCUAUAGAUGCUGGGAAUUCAUGUAAGCGGAUUUCAGGGUGAUGGUCGGCUAUUGGUGCUGUCAUCUUUCUAUGUUCUGAGUUUAGUGUUCCAAAGACAUGGUCCAUGAUAUUGGGCAAUUUUAUUGGAAUUUUUGGGGAUGGGUUCUCUUUGCAGAUUUA
Messenger RNA from Nymphaea colorata (pocket water lily), 3489 nucleotides. RefSeq lists its product as uncharacterized. NCBI's taxonomy places the organism in Eukaryota, Viridiplantae, Streptophyta, Magnoliopsida, Nymphaeales, Nymphaeaceae. The transcript is spliced from 10 exons. The record is from RefSeq and is a predicted model, not a curated record. Bases 387 to 3059 code for a protein of 890 amino acids.